GUUUUUUGAGUAGAUUAAUAAUUUGUAAAGAUGAAGAUAUUGUUUUUGUUCAUUAUUGUCUUAUUUUUGAGUUUAGGAAAGGCUUUUGAUGAUAAUGACAUUAAUAUGAUAGUAUCUUUCGUCACGCUCGAUGAUAGGGCCACAGCUGUAUUGACACCUUAUGUAUGUUGGAGUGCAUAUGAACUGACAUCUCUAGCGAAGACUCUGCACGAUACUGGUAUCAGCAUGGCGGCGUCACUGCAGCCGAACAGACCUGAACUAUUUCUGCAGAACCUCGUCAUAGUGGUCGACUUGAGGUGCAGAGGAACUGAUGACUUCUUGAUCAAGGCCAGUGACGAAGGUUUCUUUAAGUCUCCAUACCGGUGGCUGCUAAUAAGCCAUGACCAAACCGAGCUGAACGUCUUGGAUCAUUUGGCUAUGCUGGUAGAUAGUGACGUCAUUGUAGCGCAAAGGAGAGGAGAGGAUUAUCAAUACGUCGAAGUUUACAAAAUAAUAGAGAACUCUCAACUGAUGUACAGCACCAGAGCUCUAUGGCGACCCAUAGACAAGAAUCGCAACAACACUGCAAUAAUAACUUACUAUAACAAAUCGAAAGCUGUAGCUAACAAAUAUGGAAUAGUAGAAGACUAUAGAAAGAGCAAGAUCCUGUCUAUUAAGAGAAUGGAUAUAAGGAAGCAUACGUUGACGAUGGUUAAUGUUAUAACGGACAGCAAUGAUACUAGGAAACAUAUGGAUGACAGAUUAAACUUACACCAAGACUCCAUAACAAAGAUGUCAUACAUGGUGGUGAAGAUCUGCUUCGAGAUGAUGAACUCCACGGAGAAGCUGAUAUUCACCAACACCUGGGGCUACGUGGACAAGAACGGCUCCUGGAACGGCAUUAUAGAGAGGCUCAUCAAGAAAGAAGGGGAUAUUGGGACCUUGACAAUCUUCACCCAAGAGCGCAUGAAGAGCAUCGACUACAUCGCAAUGGUGGGCACCACGGCAGUCCGUUUCGUGUUUCGCGAGCCUCCUCUCGCUUAUGUCUCCAACAUCUUUGCUCUCCCUUUCACUGGCGCGGUGUGGCUGGCCGUGUUCGUCUGUGUGCUGGCUUGUGCCUUGUUCAUGUAUAUCACGUCCAAGUGGGAAGCCACUAUGGGCAUGCAUCCAAUGCAGCUUGACGGAUCGUGGGCGGAUGUGUUGAUUUUGAUAAUUGGUGCUGUGCUGCAGCAAGGUUGUACUCUGGAACCCAGGCGUGCAGCAGGGAGGAUAGUGACUCUGUUACUCUUCGUCGCACUAACAAUAUUGUACGCCGCAUACUCUGCCAACAUCGUCGUGCUGCUGCGAGCCCCAAGUUCUUCAGUCAGGAGUCUACAGGACAUAUUGAACUCCCCUAUCAAGCUGGGCGCGAGUGAUUUCGCCUACAAUAGGUAUUUUUUCAAGAAAUUGAAUGAACCUCUUCGCAAAGAGAUCUACAACAAGAAGAUCGCACCGAAAGGAAAGAAAGCUAACUUUUACACAAUGAAGGAAGGAAUUGAGAAGAUUAGAAAGGGUCUUUUCGCUUUCCACAUGGAACUGAACCCUGGCUACCGUCUUAUCCAAGAGACCUACCAGGAGGACGAGAAGUGUGACCUUGUAGAAAUAGACUACAUCAAUGAGAUAGACCCUUGGGUGCCUGGACAGAAGCGAUCGCCGUACAAAGACCUGUUUAAGAUCAACUUCAUAAAGAUCCGUGAAUCCGGCAUCCAACACUGCAUCCACCAGCGCCUCCACGUGGGCAAGCCGCGGUGCCUCGGCGCCGUCAACACCUUCAGCAGCGUGGGCAUCAUGGACAUGUACUCGGCCAUGCUGGCUACCAUGUACGGCAUGUUCAUGGCACCAGCGGUGUUGUUACUAGAGAUUGCCUAUAACCGCCUGAUGGUGGCUCGAGAAAAAAGAAUGCAGCACAAUAAUGCACACUUAGUCUACUAA
Cydia amplana is the source of this 1950-nucleotide messenger RNA. RefSeq names its product ionotropic receptor 75a-like. Gene Ontology annotation, cellular component: membrane. Lineage: Eukaryota; Metazoa; Arthropoda; Insecta; Lepidoptera; Tortricidae. Gene Ontology annotation, molecular function: ligand-gated monoatomic ion channel activity. The record is from RefSeq and is a predicted model, not a curated record. The transcript is spliced from 12 exons. The coding region runs from base 31 to 1950 and encodes 639 amino acids.